GCUGCUUUUCCGAGGCAGCAGCUGGCUCCCGUUGAGAGAAACCCCUCCCAAAUGUGUCAGAGGCAGGCUGAGCUCACAGGAGGGCAACCGCUCGGCUGAGAUCGAGAGAUGCCAGCAGAGAGAGCAGCUGAGGGACGUGACAAAAACUUCCACCAACUAGGGUCAGCAACUUUGGAGUUUUUCGAGUCUUGCUGAUUGGCCCUGUCUCUGCAGAUUCUGGCUCCUCUGUCAGAAGCUUCACCCUGAACCCUCCUGGGACGCCGAGGCCUGCACUCCAGCUCAGGGGGAUGAAGGCCUGGCUGGUCUCCCUGCUACUGGUGGUCGGACAUAGAGCAGGAACCGCGUCGAGGCAGAUGUUCAGGAAGGAACCAGAGAACAGGACCUCGAUCGAGGGUGAGACAAGUUUCCUGGAGUGUGAGGUCGAAGGUGCCUCUGGUCCUGUCCAGUGGGUGAAGGAUGGGCUGCUGCUGGGGCCAGAUCGAAACUUGCCGGGCUUUCCCCGCUAUCGUAUGUUUGGUAACCAAGCUGCAGGGGUGUUUGACCUGCAGGUGGACAGGGUGAGGCUGGAGGACGAGGGGAGUUACCACUGCCAGGUUGGGCGGUCGGAUUCCGGCCCAGGACUCAUCUCCCGAACUGCCUGGCUCCAGGUCCUGAUACCCCCGAGAGGUCCUCAUUUCCAGGAGCUGGCGGUAGGGGACAUCCCAACCUGGGUGGCCGGAGAGGAGUAUUCACUAACCUGUGAAGCACAGGACUCGAAACCUGUGUCCAACAUCACCAUCAUGAAGGGGGACAAGGUCGUGACUCCAGCAGAGAUCUCUGUUAAACAAGGUUCAAACCAGAAAGUCUUCAGUACGCUGUCCACCAUCAGUUUCAUUGCAAAGGUUUCGGACAAUGGCAAGGAGAUGAGAUGUUCAGCGAUGAACCCAGCUCUGGACGAUCCCCGGGUUACGUACUUCACCAUGAACGUUCUAUUCCCCCCACAGAAGCCGAAGAUCAAAGGUUAUGAUGGGCAGCCAGUGAGAGCGGGAACAACCCUUGAACUGACCUGCAUUUCUGGAGGAGGCAACCCAUUGGCCACCCUCCACUGGCUUAAGGGAGACACAGUUCUCUCCAUGAUCUGGGAGACAGGAAUGAAAAAGGGGCCAGCAAGGAGCGUGCUGUCCUACCCUGUGACGCCGGGCGACAACAGAGUCAAUCUCACCUGUGUGGCUAGCAACCAAGUGACAGUGGAGCCACUGAAGACCAACGUCUCUCUCCACGUGGUCUACCCACCGGAACGAGUGCUGCUCACUGGAACACCCCAGGCCACAGAGGGCAGUGAAGUCUCUGUGUCCUGCCAGGCCUCCGCCAGUAAUCCCCCUGCACGACUCCAGUGGUGGGCUAUCGGCAUGGAGUUCAACGUGACUGAGGUCACCUACCCAGAGGGCACCGGAUGGUCCACAACUUCCAAUGCCACCUUUGUGGCCCAGCGCUCAGUGGAUGGGACAAGCCUGGUGUGUGAGGCGCUGAACGAGGCCUUAGCACUGGCCACCAGCACCAGUGUCAUCAUCUCUGUCUUCUACCCGCCCGAGAGGAUCUGGAUCCAGGGGCCACCCAAGGGUGCUGUGUUCCAGACUGGGACCUCCGUCACGUUGAGCUGCUUCGCCAGUGGGGGAAACCCGCUGGCAAACCUCAGCUGGGCCAAGGGGGAGGAGCCGGUGGGGUCAGCGGUGGAGCAGACUCUGGGCAGGCUGGCCAUCUCGAGGCUCACCAUCGUGACACAGCCCAGCGACAACCAGGCGGAGUACCGGUGUAACGCAGCGAACCAGGCCAGCGAGGGCGCACUCAGUGCGCGCACCUGGGUCGGUGUGCAGUUUGCUCCAUUAUCCUUGGGGAUCGAGGCUCCAGCCACGCCUAUCCGCGAGGGAGAGAAUUUCACGCUGGUCUGCCGAGCGGGGGAGAGUAAUCCAGCCGUCCGCAUCUCCUGGGUCAGGAACGGAGAACGGCUGCGGGGUGAUCGGUCGUGGAUGGAGAGGGGUAUUUUUGGAGGCUGGAUCUGCACCUCCACGCUCACCUUCCUGGCUUCGGCCCGUCAUGAUGGGGAACAAGUCCGGUGCCAGGCCUUCACUCCCCUGCUGCAGGAGAUCACCAACACCUUCCACACAAUACACAUCUGCCGUACGUCACCUUCAGCCCCUGACAGCCUUCCCUACCAUCCCGGACUCUCGCCCUCGAUCAACCGCCUCUGGCUUCUGGACCAUCACCCCUGACCCGGUCACUCUUCUCAUGACCCCUGACCUCUGACCCUCUGGCAACCUCCCCCAUCCUGGAUCCAUCUCCCCUGAACCUUGACCCUCCAUCAACCUCCUGCUGACCCCAGAUCCAGAAUGAAUGACAUCUGACCCUUGAUCAACCUCCCCUGACCCCUGAACUCUCACCCAUGAUUCUUGACUCUCAUCACUGACCUCUAAUCCUCAGUCAACAUUCCCCUAAUCCCUAGAUGCUGAACCAAUUAACCCAACACAAACCCCAGAUGUUCACCUCUGACCCUUAGUUACCCUCCACCUAAUCCUGAACUCAAUUAACCUACCUCUGACUUUGACACUCAGUCCUGACCCUUGACCUUCAUCGACCUCCCUAUCCUUGGACUCUCACCUCUGAGUCCCAAACCUCAUCAUCAUUCCCCAACCCCUGGACACUUACUCUGACCCUCAGUAAAACCCAUAGAAACAUAGAGAACCUACAACGCAAUACAGGCCCUUCGGCCCACAAAGUUGUGCCGAACAUGUCCCUACCUUAGAAAAUACUUGGCUUUCCUAUAUCCCUCUAUUUUUCUAAGCUCCAUGUACCUAUCCAAAAGUCUCUUAAAAGACCCGAUCGUAUCCGCCUCCACCACCGUCGCCGGCAGCUCAUUCCACGCACUCACCACUGUCAGCGUAAACAACUUACCCCUGACAUCUCCUCUGUACCAAUCCCCAGCACCUUAAACCUGUGUCCUCUUGUGGCAACCAUUUCAGCACUGGGAAAAAGCCUCUGACUAUCCACAUGAUCAAUGCCUCUCAUCGUCUUACACACCUCUAUCAGGUCACCUCUCAUCCUCUGUCACUCCAAGGAAAAAAGGCUGAGUUCACUCAACCUAUUCUCAUAAGGCAUGCUCCCCAAUCCAGGCAACAUCCUUGUAAAUCUCCUCUGCACCCUUUCUAUGGCUUCCACAUCCUUCCUGUAGGAAGGUGACCAGAACUGAGCACAGUACUACAAGUGGGGUCUGACCAGGAUCCUAUAGAGCUGCAACGUUACCUCUCGGCUCCUAAAUUCAAUUCCACAAUUGAUGAAGGCCAAUACACCGUAUGCUUUCUUAACCACAGAGUCAACUUGCACUGCUGCUUUGAGCGUCCUAUGGACUCGGACCCCAAGAUCCCUCUGAUCCUCCACACUGCCAAGAGUCUUUC
Messenger RNA from Hypanus sabinus (Atlantic stingray), 3428 nucleotides. RefSeq names its product nephrin-like. The transcript has 15 exons. Gene Ontology annotation, cellular component: cell-cell junction. NCBI's taxonomy places the organism in Eukaryota, Metazoa, Chordata, Chondrichthyes, Myliobatiformes, Dasyatidae. The record is from RefSeq and is a predicted model, not a curated record. Gene Ontology annotation, molecular function: cell adhesion molecule binding. Bases 288 to 2249 code for a protein of 653 amino acids. Gene Ontology annotation, biological process: cell-cell adhesion.